Molecule: messenger RNA, 3750 nt
Organism: Bactrocera tryoni
Lineage: Eukaryota; Metazoa; Arthropoda; Insecta; Diptera; Tephritidae
Gene: Esp
Product: sodium-independent sulfate anion transporter
Exons: 7
Coding region: 776-2734 (652 amino acids)
Biological process (GO): transmembrane transport
Cellular component (GO): membrane
Molecular function (GO): sulfate transmembrane transporter activity
Source: RefSeq, a predicted model, not a curated record
AACAUCGUCGUGACGAGAUAACUAUUUAAAAGUCAAACUUAGUAAAGCUAUAUGCAUAUACGGAAAAAAGAAAGAAAAACUCGUGUGUGCCAGUAUAAAUAAAUGAUUAAAUUCAAUUGACAAUAAAACCGUUGCAGCGUUUAUAAAGUCAAACAGUUAUAGUGUUAAACGGUCGCUGAAGCACUUUAAGCGGUCACAAACAUACGUAAUAGCGGCUCAGGUUCGGUGCUAUGAGCAUUUAAAUCGCUUUUUUUAAGUGAAGUGCGGCAAAGUCGGUGUUUUGGCGAAAAACGCCAACACAUUUGUGCUCGUAAACUAGUGAAUAAAGCAAAACCCUAUUGAAAUUUGCAUGCAUUCUCCGAUUGUUUUGAAUUGUGGCGUUAGCUCGUAAUCAAGCAAAAAUCAAAAUUCCAAACUAAAAACGCAAAAGGAGGAAAGAACACCAAAACACAACAACUUUUUACAAACACAAACAACAAAUAUUUAAUAUAAAAAAUCUGCACAAAUAUUUUCGCCUGCAAUCUGAUUACGACGAAAUACGAGCAGCACGGGAAUUGCAAAAACAAAAAAAACUGCACACAAACAAAAGAGAAGAAACAACAACACACACACUUAGCAGACAUUAGUGGCUGUGUGUGCGUCUGCGCGCGGAUUCUACGCCAACGAGCAAAUACUUUCACAACGUCAGCUGAACACACACACACACACAUAAAAGAAUAGAAGAAGUGACAAGUGACAGGUAGUCGUUUGCAGAAGUGACAAGUGCGCAUACACAAUGAAGACAAAUCCCGCAUUGGAUCACGUGUAUGUGAACGAUGGUUUCAAGUGUUCUUCGAUCAGCAUUACAACGAACGGUACGGAACAGAACGGUGGUAGUGGCGGAUCGCAAGGAUCAAACGAGUUUAUAUUAACCGCAGACGGCAAAAAGAUGAUUCCACCUAUUAAGACAGUGGACUGCGCCAAAGCAUGGGUGCAGGAUCGCACCAGGCGCACCUUCAACCGCAAGACGCUCUACAAACGCCUGCCCAUACUCAAUUGGUUACCGAAAUAUUCCAAAGACGAUGCUGUGGGUGAUGUGGUUGCCGGACUCACUGUCGGUCUAACCGUUAUACCACAAGCGCUAGCGUAUGCUGGUGUAGCCGGGCUGCCUGCAGCGUACGGUUUAUAUGGUUCCUUCUUAGGCUGUUUCAUUUACAUUUUCCUCGGCAACUGCAAGGAUGUGCCCGUGGGUCCCUCCGCCAUUGUGGCGUUGCUGACCUUCCAAACCGCCAAAGGUUCAUGGCAAUUAGCGGUGUUACUCAGUCUGCUUUGUGGCAUUGUGGAAUUGUUUAUGGGCAUUUUCGGCUUGGGUUUUCUGCUGGACUUCGUUUCCGGUCCUGUCUCAUCCGGUUUCACAUCGGCCGUUUCACUGAUCAUCGUUGCAUCGCAAAUUAAAGACAUAUUGGGUAUACCGGCGCCCGGUACGACAUUCCUGGAAAUUUUAACCCAUAUUUACGAAAAUAUCAAAGAGACACGCGCCUCGGAUACGGUUUUGGGUCUCACCUGCAUUGUGGUGCUGCUGAUGAUGCGGCUGCUGUCAUCAUUUAAGCUCGGUCCCAAAGAACCCACGCUCCGCUCGAAGACACAGAAUGUGCUCAACAAAGUCAUUUGGCUCAUUGGCACCUCGCGCAAUGCCAUACUGGUGAUUGCCUGUGGCAUUUUGGGUUAUAUUUUACAUAGCGAGGAUGGCAAUAUACCGUUCCGUGUUAUUGGCUACAUUCCAGAGGGCAUGCCUGCCGUACAACCCCCACCAUUCCAUAUGUCGGCCAAUGAAACAGCCUCUGGGCAUGAAGAAGGCUUCAUAGACAUGGUGAAAAAUCUAGGUUCUGGUCUCAUUGUCUUGCCGCUCAUAUCUUUGAUGGAAACUGUCUCUAUAGCCAAAGCUUUUGGCAACGGCAAACCGGUUGACGCCUCACAGGAGCUCAUCGCUAUUGGUGUUGCAAACAUCGCAAACUCGUUCGUGCAGAGCUUCCCAUCCACCGGCGCACUGAGUCGUGGCGCUGUCAACAAUGCAAGUGGCGUCCGAACCCCACUAAGCAAUAUCUAUUCGAGCUCUUUGGUCAUACUUGCUUUGAUCUUCUUCACACCCUACUUCUUCUUCAUACCGAAAUCAACGCUGGCGGCGAUCAUUAUUGCUGCCGUUAUGUUUAUGGUGGAAGUACGCGUAAUCAAACCAAUGUGGCGCGCAAAGAAGAGUGAUCUGCUACCCGGCCUCGGCACAUUCGUUGCUUGCUUGGUUUUGCCGUUGGAAAUCGGCAUACUAAUCGGUGUCGGCUUAAAUGUUAUCUUCAUUUUGUACCACGCGGCGCGUCCCAAAAUCACCACCGAAAUUCUCACCACAUCGGCGGGCAAUGAGUAUCUGAUGAUCACGCCCGAUCGUUGCUUAAUGUUCCCCUCGGUGGAUUAUGUACGCAAUCUGGUGACAAAGCACUCGAUGCGACAGAAUGUGCCCGUCGUCAUUGAUGCCUCACAUAUUUACGGUGCGGACUUUACUGCGGCCACUGUUAUAGAGUCGCUGCUGAACGACUUCGCAGCGCGUGCUCAGCUCUUGUUCUUCUACAAUCUGAAACCCAGUAUUUGCGCGUUAUUCGAAACGCUAUCGCCGGCGGAAUUCGUCGUCUACUAUCAGGAGGAGCAGCUGGAUCAAUUAUUGAAGGAUCGUAAUUAUGAGCAAAAGAAAACGAUAACGGUGUAGUGACACCAGUUCACUGGUGUCCAGUUAUGACGGCAAUUAAGCCUAAAUUACCGUUAUGCUAUUGUUGGCUGAAAUGUGAUCGUGCUGAGUCUUGGAGACCCACACCAGAAAAUGGUUGGUUAAAACUGUUAACUAUUCGCGUUUGCUUUAGUUUUAUAAAUAUUACUUGUUGGAUUUGACUAGUUAAUUAUUUGUAAAGUAUGCAAGUUCGCUAUUUGAAAUACGUCCCUAAUUUUAGAUAUGUUUACACAUUAAAAUCACACAUACGCUGACGCAUAUAAUACAUAUUUAGUAUGUAUGUAUAGUUGCAUAACGGUUUUAAUUUUGUUAGCAUGUUGUGAAACCGAACAAUGGAGUAUUAUUUUAGUAUUGAUCACCAAAAAUUAGCAAAACUAUCAAAAUGGUGUACGCUUUUACAUAAUGAUUUAUAUAUUGUAUAAUGUAAAUAUUUGUAAACUAAUUUAAAUGAUGAAAAAUGAUGAAAGUGCCUUAGACCUCAUUUAGCGUAAAAAUUUCUUUAAAACCAUAUUUAUUUUAUGAAAUGCAAAGUAGUGCACUAAACGUGGAAUUGUCAAAAUGAAAUGUAAAGUACAAUACGAAAGAAACGCCAAGAGUGCUAUGUACAUUUGUAGUUGUAAAUGCGAAACAUUUUGAAGUUCGCCGAAAAUGUUAAACACUAAAACUUAUUUGUUAAACUUAAAAUCGUAAAACUUAAAUUAUACAUAAUAAGCGGUGAGCAGUUGUUAUAUAACUUACGCAGCAUUCAAAAGAGUAUGCGUUGUGAAGUAAUUACAUAAUUUACACAAACAACAAACACGUAUUUCGCUUAAAGAGUAUGUAUGUAUAUAAAAGUCCUAAAAUGCUAGUGAGUCUUACCAUUUAAAACUAAUUUUUACAUAUCUAUAGUUACUAAGUUAAGCAAAUAAUCGUAAAUAUUUAAAAAUAUAGUGAUAAUUAUGACUUAAAUAUUUAUUAAGUAGCUGUGCAAUAAAGCAGAAAAGUUGUGUCCUCAGAAA